AUGGGUCUGAUCAAUCGUCGUCGUUAUUGGUCUGGUAACGACAAUUUCUUACUGGAGUGUUCUUCUAAUCGUGUUCGUGAUGAGUGGAUGCAAGUUCUGCAGGCGGCACGCCUAAGAAGUGUCAGAGGAUUGAAGGAGGAUGGCGUUGUUCACGGCAUCAUUUCGAUGUCGUCUGAGACUCCGCCAUUGACGAGUGCUCCGUCAACCUCGCAUUCUGCUCAAAACCUUAUCGAAGAACUGCUUGGACCCGUCGGGGAUGACAGCUCAUCAACACUGAGUGGAGAUGAACGAGCUAGGGGAGAUAGCGAAUUGAAUGGUGUUGAUAUCAAAAAGGUGCAAGAUGACACUGAAACUCCUCUUGCCACUCCAAAUUCUACAUUUUAUCUAACCACAAAUGGAGAACUAAACGAGCACAGCAUGGCAAUGCCGAAGCCUGUGGUGUCACCGGAAGCCGUAAUAGGCCGCAUUCUGGAGAAGACAAAUGAGCAUCUGGUGGCGCCCAAGCGGGCGCUUGAAGGGGUCAGGCGAAGUAUACGCCUAAAAAAGGACUGCGAAGUAUGCAAGCAGGUAUAG
Ostertagia ostertagi is the source of this 573-nucleotide messenger RNA. Lineage: Eukaryota; Metazoa; Nematoda; Chromadorea; Rhabditida; Trichostrongylidae. The record is from the annotation of a GenBank genome assembly.